Molecule: messenger RNA, 1665 nt
Organism: Entamoeba invadens IP1
Lineage: Eukaryota; Evosea; Mastigamoebida; Endamoebidae
Product: ankycorbin, putative
Exons: 5
Coding region: 1-1665 (554 amino acids)
Source: RefSeq, a predicted model, not a curated record
AUGAUCUUGCCAAUACCAAAAAAUGAUUUGAAAAAGACUCAAUUGGCUCUUGACGAUACAGAGAAGAAACUCGACCAACAAGUUACUCAGAACAAGAAGGCCUCAGACGAAAGAGAUGGGUGUAACCAACAAUUACAAGCAGAGAAGACAAAGACUGCUGCUUUGACUACGGCCAAGAAUGCAAAAGAUAAAAACAGAAAACUUGAUUCUUCUAAAAAAGAUGCUCAGAGAAAAAUUGCUGAGUUGACAAAGAGAAUUGAAGACGGACUUAAUGACUCUGAUAUGUUGAAAGCACAGAAGGCCGACUACGAAGCUCAAAUCCAAGCGUUGAAGGACGACACGGAGAAGACUGAAAAGGACUUGGCUGGUGCUAGAAAACGAUUUGGCAGAUUUAGAAGACGCUCGGCGGACAAUGAAAAAAGGACUAAAGCCAAAUCUGUUGUUGAUGCCAAAUUGAAAGACGCUGAAAGAGAAAAAGCUGCUCUUAAUGAAGAAGUUGAAGCCGCAAAUGAGAAGUUGAGAAUUACUAAGAAUGAUUUGGGAAGAACUAAAGCCGAAUUUGACCAACUCCAACAGAACUUUGACUACCUCAAGAAGAAUGCCGACACCGAUGCUGCUGAUAAAGAGAAACUCAAUGGAACUGUUAAUGAGAGCAAUAAGAAGAUUGAGGAAUUGAGUGCUAAAGUCGACGAAUUUUCUGGUGUUAUCACAAGAAAAGAACAAGAAUUUGCUGGAGCCAAUGAAGAGCUUGAAACAGUCAAGAAGGACAAAUUUGCGAAAGAAAUAGAAGCAAAGAAGUUGAAAGCGGAAAACGACGAAAUUAAAGAGAAGGUGAAAAACUUGGCUUAUGACAAAGACCAACUUUCUUCCGAAAAGAAGAAGCUUCAAGACGAAUAUGACCAACUCAUUAACUUAGUUAAUGGACACGAAGACGAGACCAACAACUUGAAUGGUUCAAUCAAAAAGUUACAAAGAGACUUAGAAAUAAAUAAGACUGAGUUGACUGAAUUAAGAGACAGAACAGCUAAUGACAAUGAGAAAAUAGUUGGAUAUGAAAAGUGGUCUGUCGAAGACGCUUCGAAGAUUGAGAAUUAUGAAUCACAUAUUAAGGCACUUGAAGCACAAAAGAAGAUGGCAUUGGACGACAAAACUGAAGCUGAAAAGACUGCUGCUGACCAAUCUGAUAAAAGAAAGAAGAUGGAAGACCAAGUCAAACACUCAAUGCAUAAGUUUCAAGAGAAGAACAUGUUGAAUGCAAGAAUUGCUGAAAUUCAAACUCAACCCGAUGAAGAAAGACAGAAAGCUGACAGUGCAGAUGCUGUUCGAAAGGCUGAUUUACAGAAGGAACUUGAGAAGGACAGAGCAAUGAAACAAAAACCCGACAAAAAAACUCAAAAACUUAGAGUUAAAGUCACCGAUUCAGAAGCUAAAUUGGCGGACGCUGGUGCCACUGGAGCUUCUAUUGCUAAAUUGAAAGCGAAAUAUGAAACAGAAUUUGAAGGAAUCGAAACAGAAAAGAAAGAAGCACAAAACGCGGCUGUUAAAGCCAAGAAACAAGCUAAACAGUAUACUAGAAAGGUUGAAGAGGCUGAGAGAAAGCUUGCAAAAUUCGAACAGAAGGAAUCUACAAUUAACACCCAAAUUAGUAAGAUACAAGCCGUUUGA